CUUUAUGAUGUUCAGGUUAUUCAACAAAGAAAUGAAGAGUGUGACCAUAUUCAGUUCUUAAUCGAAGAAAAAGAAUCUAAAGAAGAAGAUUUUUAUGAAGAUCUUGACAGAUUUGAAGAGAAUGGUACUCAAGAGUCUCGCAUCAGUCCAUACACAUUUUGCAAGGCCUUUCCUUUCCACAUUAUAUUUGACAGAGACCUAGUUGUCACUCAGUGUGGAAAUGCAAUAUAUAGAGUCCUUCCCCAGCUCCAGCCGGGGUAUUGUAAUCUAUUAUCAGUAUUUUCACUGGUUCGGCCUCAUAUUGAUAUUAGUUUCCAUGGAAUCCUCUCACAUAUCAACACAGUUUUCGUGCUAAGGAGUAAGGAAGGACUUUUGGAUGUGGAAAAAUUGGAAUGUGAAGACGAGCUGACUGGUACAGAAAUUAGCUGUUUACGCCUGAAAGGGCAAAUGAUCUACUUACCUGAAGCAGAUAGUAUUCUCUUUCUUUGUUCUCCAAGUGUGAUGAAUUUGGAUGAUUUAACUAGAAGAGGACUCUACUUAAGUGACAUUCCCCUGCAUGAUGCUACUCGUGAUUUGGUCCUUUUGGGAGAGCAAUUCCGAGAGGAGUACAAACUGACACAAGAACUGGAAAUAUUAACAGAUAGGCUCCAGCACACUUUAAGAGCUUUGGAAGAUGAAAAGAAGAAGACAGAUACAUUAUUGUAUUCUGUGCUUCCUCCGUCGGUGGCCAAUGAAUUGAGACACAAGCGUCCUGUACCAGCAAAACGUUAUGAUAAUGUGACUAUAUUAUUUAGUGGCAUUGUUGGUUUUAAUGCCUUCUGCAGUAAACAUGCCUCUGGAGAAGGAGCUAUGAAAAUUGUCAAUCUUUUAAACGAUCUUUAUACAAGAUUUGAUAUUUUGACUGAUUCACGAAAAAACCCAUUUGUUUAUAAGGUUGAGACAGUUGGAGACAAAUAUAUGACAGUAAGUGGCUUGCCAGAACCAUGCAUUCAUCAUGCACGUUCUAUCUGCCACUUAGCAUUGGAUAUGAUGGAAAUAGCUGGACAAGUUCAAGUCGAUGGAGAAUCUGUUCAGAUUACAAUAGGCAUUCACACUGGAGAAGUGGUCACAGGUGUAAUUGGCCAAAGGAUGCCUCGUUAUUGUCUUUUUGGGAACACUGUAAAUCUCACAAGUAGAACAGAAACAACAGGUGAAAAAGGAAAGAUCAAUGUCUCUGAAUAUACUUAUAGAUGUCUGAUGACUCCAGAAAACUCAGAUCCACAGUUCCAUCUAGAACACAGAGGUCCUAUUUCCAUGAAGGGUAAAAAAGAACCAAUGCAAGUUUGGUUUUUGUCCAGAAAGGGCACAGAGGAAGUAACACAUGAUGCUAAAUGAGCCAGGUGAAAAGCUGGAGAAGAACAGAGUGAACCCUGUCCUGCCAUUUAUCUAGCCUGGCAGUAUAAGAUAUGAUUGCAGUUGCUUCGAUUUUAUGUCCAACUCCACAAUAAGCAGCAAUUCUUACAUCAAGUUUCCUGCUUUUUCUGCUUUUUGUUCAGUUUGUAUUUGAUAUUAUAAUAUUUAUGCUGUAUAUAUGUUUCAAGAUCUUUUGUCUUCCUUCCUGAGUUAUGAACAUAAAUAAUCCAUGCAAAUGCCUACUAAUCAUAAAAUAAUAUUUCACACAUGUGCUUUUCAUCUCUAUAUUUUGUGACUAAUCAUCAUGAUAUUUAAGCUUGUGUAUGCAUUUUCUAUAUAGAAGAAAAAUGAAGGCAUUUAUGUUAGGUUUAUGGAAAUAAAUACCAAUUUCCACUUUAA
Crotalus tigris (Tiger rattlesnake) is the source of this 1791-nucleotide messenger RNA. RefSeq names its product guanylate cyclase soluble subunit beta-1-like. The transcript has 9 exons. Gene Ontology annotation, biological process: response to oxygen levels; cGMP biosynthetic process. Lineage: Eukaryota; Metazoa; Chordata; Lepidosauria; Squamata; Viperidae. The record is from RefSeq and is a predicted model, not a curated record. Gene Ontology annotation, molecular function: guanylate cyclase activity. Gene Ontology annotation, cellular component: guanylate cyclase complex, soluble. The annotation marks the transcript as partial.